This is a messenger RNA of Brassica oleracea var. oleracea, 827 nucleotides long. Its product is annotated as auxin-induced protein 15A-like. NCBI's taxonomy places the organism in Eukaryota, Viridiplantae, Streptophyta, Magnoliopsida, Brassicales, Brassicaceae. The record is from RefSeq and is a predicted model, not a curated record. Gene Ontology annotation, biological process: response to auxin. Bases 153 to 476 code for a protein of 107 amino acids. The transcript has a single exon.
CCGCACAAAUAUGUACAGACAUUUAGACAACCAAAUCUUUAUUUAUAAAUAUAUACUCCUCAAUAACCACCCAUCUCCUUCUACAUAACUCUCUCUCUCUCUCCUUCCAUACAAAACCAAAAGCUUUUCUCUCUCAAGAACACAAACCCCAAAUGGCUAUAAUGAAGAAAUCUUUAAAACUCACUCAAACAGCAAUGCUGAAGCAGAUUCUUAAGAGAUGCUCGAGCUUAGGAAAGAAGAACGGAGGAGGGUACGACGACGAUUACCUCCCGCUCGAUGUUCCAAAGGGACACUUUCCUGUCUAUGUCGGAGAGAACAGAAGCAGAUACAUUGUCCCAGUCUCCUUCUUGACUCACCCUGAGUUCCAGUUUCUCUUAAGACGAGCUGAGGAAGAGUUUGGAUUCGACCACGACAUGGGUCUCACCAUUCCUUGUGAUGAAGUCGUUUUUCAAAGCCUAACCUCCAUGAUUAGAUGAGGUUUAAGCUAAAUCGUUUGAAGAAGAAGCAGAAGGAGAUGGUUGAAGAAGAAGUAGAAGCUUCUCUUUACAAAAAAUAGCAUCUCUUCGCUUUUCUAAAACGUUUUUAUUUUCCUUCUAUUUUAUGCCCAUCUAGGGUUUUUUCACGAGUUAACUAAUUUACUCGUCUAACAAGAAACAAGCCCGUAUGAGAUAGAUAUUCUAUGGGUUUAGAUCUGUAAAAAAGUUGUAAUGUUUUCCUCGCAGAUCUUGAUUCUGUGAGAGAAGUUGAGUAAUGCCAGAAAGUAUUCCUUUAUUUGUUUAAUAUUUCCUUAUUUUUGUUGAUUCUUGUGCUACUUAUUGUUGUUGUCA